ACAGCACAGCACAGCACACAAACGCCGAAACCCCACAUGCCCAUUUUAAAACAUUUCCUGCCGAAACCCGCUCUUUUAAGUAGCGUGUGUUGCAUUGAGAGUUGAGAGACUCGAACGCACGGCUAAAACAGCCAGCGAAUUCCACCUUCCGUCCUCGCUGUUCUCUGAAAUCACAGAUCCUAUAUUUUUAGCUCUUCCUCACCACUCUCUUUCUCUCUUCGUCCGAUCCUCUGUAGGCCUUUUCGGAUCUUCGAAUUAGAGCUUGGAUUGGAGAGAGAUGGGUAGCCCUAAGAAGAACCAGAGUAAGGGCCUCUUCGCCGCCAUGACUUCUGGCUUGUCCAUGUUCGGCAACGCCAUGCACCGAUCCGUCAACGGGUUGCUUGGUUAUGAAGGGGUGGAAGUGAUAAAUCCAGACGGAGGCAAAGAAGAUGCAGUGGAAGAAGCUCAGAGAGGAAGAUGGAAACAGGAGGAAAGAGACGGUUACUGGAAAAUGAUGCACAAAUAUAUAGGCUCGGACGUCACAUCAAUGGUCACACUUCCUGUUCUUAUCUUUGAGCCAAUGACUAUGCUUCAGAAAAUGGCAGAGUUAAUGGAGUACUCCUACUUGUUGGAUUGGGCAGACAAAUGCGAGGAUCCUUAUAUGCGGUUGGUCUAUGCCACAUCAUGGGCUAUAUCUGUCUACUAUGCCUAUCAACGAACCUGGAAGCCUUUUAAUCCUAUUCUUGGGGAGACUUAUGAAAUGAGCAAUCAUGGAGGGAUUACAUUUAUAGCAGAGCAGGUGAGUCAUCAUCCCCCAAUGAGUGCUGGGCAUGCUGAAAACGAGCAUUUUACUUAUGAUGUGACGUCAAAGUUGAAAACUAAAUUUUUAGGAAAUUCUGUCGAUGUUUACCCUGUUGGAAGAACACGUGUGUCUCUUAAAAGAGAUGGUGUGGUCUUAGAUUUGGUGCCACCUCCUACAAAGGUUAAUAACCUGAUUUUUGGCCGUACUUGGGUAGAUUCACCAGGGGAGAUGAUUAUGACAAAUUUGACUACAGGAGACAAAGCCGUUCUAUACUUUCAGCCAUGUGGCUGGUUUGGAGCUGGUCGCUAUGAAGUGGAUGGAUACGUGUAUAAUGCUGCUGAGGAACCUAAAAUAUUGAUGACUGGGAAAUGGAAUGAGUCAAUAAGUUAUCAACCGUGUGACAUGGAAGGGGAGCCUCUUCCAGGCACAGAACUGAAAGAGGUUUGGCAUCUCGCUGAUGUUCCAGAGAAAGACAAAUUUCAAUGCACAUAUUUUGCACAUAAAAUAAACAGCUUUGACACUGCUCCUAGGAAGUUAUUGGCAUCAGAUUCUCGCUUGCGCCCUGAUAGAUAUGCACUUGAGAGGGGCGACCUAUCCAAAGCUGGUGCAGAAAAGAGCAGUUUGGAGGAGAGGCAGCGAGCUGAAAAGAGAAACCGAGAGGCAAAGGGACAUAACUUUGCACCAAGAUGGUUUGAUUUAACUGGUGAAGUUACACCUACACCUUGGGACGAUUUGGAAGUCUAUCAAUACAAUGGUAAAUACACAGUACACCGGGCUGCUUUAGAUAGCUCAAAUAGCGUCGAUGAGGUUGAUGUUAGAUCAAUUGAAUUCCACCCAUGGCACUAUGGUAACUUGUCUGCCGAAUGAGGUAUUCUCAUUCUAUGUUUGCUUGUUGAGUUCUGCAGUUAAUUGAUGGAGCGUUUUUUUUGGUGUGAUAUUGGAAUCUCUGUUGUUUGUUGACAUGUUUAUGUUGUGUCACCAUCUCAUAAUCCUUACCAAUUGAUAAGUUCAGUUUCUGUCCACCUUUCCAAGGAACCCUUCUUUUCCCAGUGCAUGAAUUGUUACCAUACUAUGGGCUCAUUUGUCUGAACAGGUGGAUUAUGUCCGAGAUUUGUUUGGAUAGGUGGACUCUAGAAAUACUUUUUCACACUUAUUGUCCGAAUUACUAAUAAUCCGAAUUUUGCUCUAUUCAAUAAUGUUAUUCAUCGAGCAGGAAGAUUCAACAAGGGUAUAGUCGAUGAAGGUGGGAUCCUCUAUCCCAAUAGCACUAGACAAAGCGACUUUAUGAGCUGAAGAUAGUUGGCACCUUUGCUUGUAUAAAAUUCUGUCAUUCAAAAACUUGAGCAUAAUUGUUGGGUUACAGUUAAAGCUCAAACGGUUAAAAAAAUAAAAAUUCCUUGUGCUGCUGUUACGAUGGGUAGCUAAGUUUACUGAUGCAACUUUGACUU
Messenger RNA from Alnus glutinosa, 2229 nucleotides. Its product is annotated as oxysterol-binding protein-related protein 3C. Bases 278 to 1648 code for a protein of 456 amino acids. The record is from RefSeq and is a predicted model, not a curated record. Gene Ontology annotation, cellular component: cytosol; intracellular membrane-bounded organelle; membrane. The transcript is spliced from 10 exons. Gene Ontology annotation, molecular function: sterol binding. Lineage: Eukaryota; Viridiplantae; Streptophyta; Magnoliopsida; Fagales; Betulaceae.